Molecule: messenger RNA, 738 nt
Organism: Anneissia japonica
Lineage: Eukaryota; Metazoa; Echinodermata; Crinoidea; Comatulida; Comatulidae
Exons: 1
Coding region: 1-738 (245 amino acids)
Molecular function (GO): nucleic acid binding; zinc ion binding
Source: RefSeq, a predicted model, not a curated record
AUGGCUACUCAUAAUCUAACAGGUUAUGGGCCCAGAAGAAUAUUGUUUAACGGCGAUGAGUCUCAGUAUGAACUUUGGGAAGUAAAGUUUAUGGGCUAUAUGUGGUUACAGAAAUUACAUGGCGUAAUUAAUCCAGGAGAUGGGAAUCCUCCUGAUGCAAACAAAAAUGCAAAUGCUUUUGCUGAGCUGGUCCAACGUUUGGACGAUAGAUCUCUUUCUUUGGUGAUACGUGAUGCAAAAUAUGACGGGCGUAAAGCACUAAAGAUCCUUCGAGAACACUACCUAGGCAGAGGUAAACCAAGAAUAAUAACUAUGUAUUCAAAAUUGUGUUCAUUGAAGAUGGAAAGAGGAGAAAACACCACUGAUUACGUGAUACGAGCUGAAACAAUUGGAGUAUCGUUGAAGACAGCCCGAGAAGUGGUGAGUGAUUCACUUUUAAUAUCAAUGAUAUUAAAAGGAUUGCCAGACAAAUACAAUACAUUUAAUACUGUUAUAACACAGAAGGAAAAGCAGCCAACACUAUCAGAAUUCAGAGUUGCUCUAAAGAACUUUAAGGAAAAUGAAAAGAGCGGCAAGAGUAACGACUCUAUCAUGCAAUUGCAUCAAAUGAAGCAACUUGUGUGCUACGAAUGUAACAAACCUGGCCACAUAGCCAAAGACUGUUUCAGAAAGAAGAAACAAAGCUCAAAGUGGUGCAAAAACAUGCAAAACUUCAACGCACAAUACAUACGAAUGUAG